Geodia barretti is the source of this 252-nucleotide messenger RNA. The record is from the annotation of a GenBank genome assembly. Lineage: Eukaryota; Metazoa; Porifera; Demospongiae; Tetractinellida; Geodiidae.
UGGGAGAAGAACACAGAGACAUUGCUCCACUUCUCCGCAAGACCUUCUCACCACAACCUGCAAACAGACCCUCUGUCCAACAGGUUUUAUCAAAGCUCAUGGAACUGGAGAUGUGAACUACAUAGACAAGUGCAGAACACUACUGUUUUUAAACUCACAGUUUCAUUUUUGACAAUGAUUAGCUACAGUGCAACGUCCAAAUAAUGGACACAGUGAGGGCGAAUGUUUUGUGCAUUAUUGUGUUUGGAGGUU